UUGUGAGAUUUCAUGAAAAUAGAAAGAGUUAUCACAUACAUAUUUUUCUUGUUGAUUGCAUAUGAUGUUUUAAGACCUGUACCAUAAAUUCAGUAGAAGACAUAAUAAUAAUAAGAAGAAUCUUAAACUGAAUAAACAUAAACACAUUAAGAGUAGGAUUUGUAAAAAGAAAGAACAAUUUAAGAAGAUAUUGAUUUAGAAAAUGCAGAAUACAUUGAAUCAACAUUACCAAUAAAUAUUGAAAUAUUUUAUUGUAAUCGUACAGGAUUACAUACAUAAUAUUAAGAAUUGGAAAGGAAUAUCUAUUUAACAUUUCCAAGAAAUAAAAAUUUGAAUGUAAAUCCAGGAGAAUAUCCAGUGCCAGAAAUAAAUUAAUAAUUAUCAAAGGUUAUUAAAUAACAAAUGAUAUUUUUAGUUUGUUAAUUAUGGUUAAUAUGCAUUGAUGGCAGCUAUGUUUUUCCAUAAAUAAUUAUUUGGAAUGUUAUCUAUACCUGUACCUUCAAUAGUUGAAAAAAUAGUGGAAAAGAAAAUGUUUGUUUUGAUUGGAGCAAUUUUCCUUGUCCAAUAAAUACAAAAUUCUCUUCUUACAACAGGUAAAAUGAUGGUGUAUGUGGAUUCAAAACUAAUUUUGGAUUAAGCAGCUCCCAUAUAAGCAGAUUAAGUGUUUUAAUUAAUAAAAACUGAGUUAUUAUAAUUAUAAUGAAACCAAUAUUUCGUGGA
Paramecium sonneborni is the source of this 720-nucleotide messenger RNA. The record is from the annotation of a GenBank genome assembly. NCBI's taxonomy places the organism in Eukaryota, Ciliophora, Oligohymenophorea, Peniculida, Parameciidae.